AUGGAUAACAAAGAACAACAAAAAGCUCAUAGACCACGUCAAGCUGGCUCAAAAAAGGAUAAGAAAUCUAAAAAGCAAAAGAAAAAUGAAGAGAAAAAUAAUCCAAAGGCUUUUGCUCCGUUCUCUGGAAGAAAAGCUGAAAAACUUGCUAGACGCAAACAAGAAUUGGAUCAAAAGAAACUUCAUGUCCCUCUUGUUGAUAGGACUCCAACAGAGCCACCUCCUGUAAUUGUUGCUGUAGUAGGACCUCCACAGAGAUACACGAAACACAACCUUACAGAAAUAAAAGGACCCAUUACGGUCGUGAGUGGUAAAAAAAGACGAUUAACCUUUAUAGAAUGUACAAAUGAUAUGAAUUGCAUGAUUGAUAUAGCUAAAAUCGCAGAUUUGGUGUUGUUAUUAAUUGAUGCUAGUUUUGGUUUUGAGAUGGAAACAUUUGAAUUCCUUAAUAUUUUACAAACUCAUGGAUUUCCAAAAAUUAUGGGAGUUCUCACACAUCUGGAUAAAUUCAAAAAUAAUAAGACACUUAGAACAACUAAAAAACGAUUAAAACAUCGUUUUUGGACGGAAAUUUAUCAGGGCGCCAAGCUUUUUUAUUUAUCAGGAAUAAUUAAUGGUCGAUAUCCAAAUCAAGAAAUUCAAAAUCUUUCUAGAUUUAUUUCUGUAAUGAAGUUUAGACCGUUAAUAUGGAGGAAUACACACCCUUAUUUGGUUGCUGAUCGUGUAGAAGAUUUAACUGAUCCCGAAGAAGUUAGACUCAAUCCUUUAUGUGAUAGGACUGUUACUUUAUAUGGAUAUUUACGUGGAACAAAUAUGAAAUCCACCAUGAAGGUUCAUAUACCAGGUGCUGGUGAUCAAAUUCUGUCAGACAUUUCCAUACUGCCAGAUCCAUGUCCGUUACCUGAUAAAGUGCGAAAGAGUCUUAGUGAAAAGCACAAGGUUAUUUACGCACCUAUGUCCGAUGUCGGUGGAAUCAUGUACGAUAAAGAUGCUGUGUAUAUUAAUAUUCCUGGAAGUUUCACAAGGAAAUCUGAUCAAAUCGAUACAGAAGUUGAUGAUAAUGGACCAGAAUAUGAGCAAGGUCCUGGAGAGAAAAUGGUCAUACAUUUACAAGAUGCUCCAGAUACACUUGCAGAUAAAUUAGAAGAAAGUGAACUUACAAUUUUUGCAAAUUCCGCUCCGAUGAAAGCUUCAGAUUUAGUUGAAGAAGUUAAUUCUGGAUCGAUAGAUUCUAAACAAAUAGAUGAGAAUAUUCGUGGUCGUCGUAAGGUUAGGUUUGCAGAUGAUGUUAAAAAACAUGAUGGUGGUGAACAAGAAACGGAUUCAGAUGAAGAGUCCGAUUUUGAAGAAGAUUACGAUGAAUUUGAAGAGAAGUGGGAAAAAGUUGCUAGUAGAAGUUUUGCUUUCAAUAGAGUUAAUAUGAAGAAUCCAGAAAUUAACGACGAAGAGAUCGCAUAUGCCGAAAGCGACAGCGAUAUAGAAGAUAUUUUAGGUCAAGGCGUGGAUGAUGACCCGGCUCUUGAUGGGUCAUUAAAAUGGAAAUCUAAUUUGGCCGAAAAAGCAAAAAAGAUGUUCUUUUCUAAUCGUAGAAUUAAUAUUAUGCAAUUAAUUUAUAGUAAUGAAAAAACGCCGGAAGAAAUUGCAUCUGGGAAAUUUUCUGAUUUAUUAAAAGUUGAAGCAGCAUCUAAUGAAAAAGACAAUGUAGAAGAGGAGGAAAACGAUGAGGAAUUUUUCAAGAUUAUAAAAUCUCAAGAUAAAGAUUCUGAAUCUAUGAAUACUAUUGAUUCCACCAAAACUUAUUUAGACAUAAGUAAUCUCGAUAAAUGGGACGACGAAGUAAUGUUAGAAUCUAUUAGAAAUAGAUUCAUUACAGGCAGUCUUGAAGAUGAUUCUUCUGUGGGAGAAAAUGACAGUUCAGAUAAUGAAGUUCAUGGGGACUUUGAGGAUCUUGAAACUGGUGAAGUGGUAAAAGUUGAGGGAUCAAAAAAAUCCGAAAAUGAAAUUGAGCAAGAAGCUCUUGCACAAAAAAGAGCUUUGUUAAAGAAAAAAUUUGAUGCGGAAUAUGAUGAAAAGGAUGGUACCCCCAAGGUUGACUUUUAUGAUGAGAUUAAAGAGGGAAUUUCUAAGCAAUUACAACUUAACCGUGAAGAGUUUGAAGAUGAUGAUUCUCAUACAAGAGCUAUGGUUGAAGGAUUUCGACCUGGUACUUAUGUUCGAAUAUUACUCAGGAGAAUGCCAUGUGAAUUUGUGAAAUAUUUUGAUCCGGCAUAUCCUAUCAUAGUUGGAGGUCUAUUAGCAACUGAAGAAAAUUUAGGAUUUAUACAGGUUCGUAUAAAGCGACACCGAUGGCACAAAAAGAUCUUAAAGACUAAAGAUCCCCUUAUAUUCUCACUUGGAUGGAGACGAUUCCAAUCAAUGCCUAUUUACACUUUGAAUGAUGGGACAAGAAACAGAAUGCUCAAAUACACUCCAGAACAUAUGCAUUGUCUAGCCACAUUUUAUGGACCUAUUCAUCCGCCUAAUACUAGUUUUUGCGCAGUGCAAUCUGUCUCUAAUGAUAAUGCAGCUACAUUUAGAAUAAGCGCCACUGGAGUAGUACUUGAUAUUAAUCAUUCUGUUGAGAUUGUUAAAAAAUUGAAAUUGACAGGUGCUCCUUACAAGAUUUUUAAGAAUACAGCUUUCAUAAAAGAUAUGUUUACUUCUGCGUUAGAAGUGGCAAAAUUUGAAGGAGCUGCGAUUCGAACCGUAUCAGGAAUUCGUGGUCAAGUGAAAAAACCGAUAACGAAACCUGAAGGUCACUUUCGCGCUACUUUUGAAGAUAAAGUGUUAAUGAGUGAUAUUAUAUUUUUACGAGCUUGGUACCCAAUCAUCCCAAAGAAAUUUUAUAAUCCUGUGACAUCAUUAUUGUUAUCAUCCAAGAAAGAGUGGCAAGGCAUGAGGUUAACGGGACAAAUCCGCAAAGAAUUGGAACUUACCCCACCAAUAAAUCCAGAUUCUCAGUAUAAGAAAAUCGAACGGAAAGCUCGUCGUUUCAAUCCUUUACAUAUUCCAUUAUCUUUACAAGCAAAUUUACCUUUUGCAAGUAAACCAAAAAUACUUAAAAAGAGAACUAAACAAACAUAUUUACAAAAACGAGCUGUUGUAUUAGAACCAAAAGAAAAGAAAAUGUAUACACUUAUGCAACAAAUUAAUACCUUAAAGAAAGAAAAGGAUAGAAAGCGUAAGGAAAAACAAGUCAAAAAACAUCACGAAUACGCCAAGAAAAUGGCCAAACGAGAUACUAUAUUGGCCGAAAAGGAUAAGAAAGAAAGAAGAGAAUAUUUUAGAAAACAAGGUUUAUUACAAAAAAGAAGUGCUACGUAUUCUGAAGGUUCAUCCAAAAGAUCUAAAACCAGUUAG
This is a messenger RNA of Funneliformis geosporum, 3399 nucleotides long. The record is from the annotation of a GenBank genome assembly. NCBI's taxonomy places the organism in Eukaryota, Fungi, Glomeromycota, Glomeromycetes, Glomerales, Glomeraceae.